AUGGCCAUCAUGAAGCUUGCUCACUUCAUAUCCAUCAUCUUCUUUUGGUCAUCAGCAACAACCACCGCCACCACCAACGGCGGGAUAAACUGGUGGUGCGCCCAAACCCCGCACUACCAAACCUGCCUUCACCAUGUAGCCGAGCCUAACCCCUCCUCUGCCAUCAUAUCUAUAAACCAGUUCCUAGACAUGACUGUACAAGCAGCAAUCGAUGAAGCAAAAGUGGUUCUAAAACAAACACAAAGAAUCGAGACCACGAUUCCAAAUGAUCCAGAAAAAAGCUUAUGGGCUAGCUGCGUUGACUAUUUCGACGAGACCAUGUUCACACUAAACAUGGUCUUAGACCACAGUACCCUUCAUCAGCCAACCCCACUUGACGUCCAAACAUGGAUCAGUUCUGGCCUAACCUAUAUCGACACGUGCGAAGAAGGGUUUGAAUUGAUUAAUAUAAACAACACCAUGCUAAUUCCUUCAAUCACAACCAAUUUAACACACUUAUUACUCAACUCUUUGGCUAUUAGUGUAGUUAUUAGAGGUAAUGAUAGUAUUCCAGGGGCCGUUGAUUGGAACUUUAGCAACGUGCACAAGGUGUCGGGUUUGGUGUUAGAUAAGCCAGACGUCGUGGUGGCUCAAGAUGGGUCAGGGGAUUUUAAAACGAUUCAUGGAGCCGUAAAUUCAGCAAGGAUGAACCGAAGAUCAGGAGCAACUAAUAAAAAGUACUAUUUGAUCUAUGUGAAAGCUGGAGUAUAUCAAGAAUACGUCAUGAUUCCUAAGACCAUACCGUAUAUUAAGAUGUUUGGGGACGGAAUUGGUAAGACGAUCGUCACUGGUGAUCGGCAUUUAGGUGGUCGCAUGCCAACAGCACGUCACCUGAAACAAUCUGCAACUUUUCGUAAGUAA
Messenger RNA from Erigeron canadensis, 900 nucleotides. RefSeq names its product probable pectinesterase/pectinesterase inhibitor 17. Bases 1 to 900 code for a protein of 299 amino acids. The record is from RefSeq and is a predicted model, not a curated record. Gene Ontology annotation, biological process: cell wall modification. The transcript has a single exon. NCBI's taxonomy places the organism in Eukaryota, Viridiplantae, Streptophyta, Magnoliopsida, Asterales, Asteraceae. Gene Ontology annotation, molecular function: pectinesterase inhibitor activity; pectinesterase activity.